Dreissena polymorpha is the source of this 708-nucleotide messenger RNA. RefSeq lists its product as uncharacterized. The coding region runs from base 1 to 708 and encodes 235 amino acids. The transcript has 7 exons. Lineage: Eukaryota; Metazoa; Mollusca; Bivalvia; Myida; Dreissenidae. The record is from RefSeq and is a predicted model, not a curated record.
AUGGCGAAACAACGAGCGCCCAACGUUACAUUACAAGAAAACACCCUCCUCGCUCAUUUGAUGGGUGAAGAGUACAUGAACUUCGGUAUGUCCAGGCAUAAACUGGACAGACAUAGGUUUACCAGCCAAAUUUCUAGCUCUGUAAAAAAGGAAAUGUGGUCAAAUGUGGAGACUACAUUUAACGCCAAUAGUACAGGGCCCCACAGAAAAGGGAGUGACCUCGAGAAAAAAUGGGAGAACCUCACAUCUACACAAAGAGGCAUCUACCAGGAUCAUCAGCGUAUGCUGACAUUGACUGGCAGUCCUCCGUUUAAUUCAAAAUGCACAAUCCUCACUGAGGCUGUGAUGAACGUAAUUGGAAAAGAGGGAGUUGACAUAAUGGGUAUUGGACCCAGCAGCCUAGACACCUCUAUUUUGCAAUUGACUGAUAUGCGUGAUGAUGACCAGCAAGAUGCUGAAAUCAACAUGACCAUGUGUACUUCAAGUGCUGCGAUGUCAAAAUCAGUUUCCUUUAAUCCGAAAAGAAGAUAUACACCAUCGAUGGCUGAGAAUGGCUAUAGAAGCGCAACUAUUUCUCCUCCAGACAAACCUUCACCAUCAUGUUGCAGUCAUUGCAGUCUACAUGAACUUAAUGCCUUGAAGAAGAGGAAGCUGGAGCUUCAAAUACAAUUGUUUGAGGCCCAGUUGGCACGAUUUGAUGAGGAAUAG